Williopsis jadinii is the source of this 1931-nucleotide messenger RNA. It is a transcript of the gene RTG2, whose product is annotated as Rtg2p. The transcript has a single exon. The record is from RefSeq and is a predicted model, not a curated record. The coding region runs from base 123 to 1829 and encodes 568 amino acids. Gene Ontology annotation, biological process: regulation of transcription by RNA polymerase II. NCBI's taxonomy places the organism in Eukaryota, Fungi, Ascomycota, Saccharomycetes, Phaffomycetales, Wickerhamomycetaceae.
CGCGUGUAUUGGAGGGGCUGCUUUCGGUGACAGAGCGAUCCACAAAUUCACAUCCUCCACCAACGUCCCACAACCACACGAAUAAGAACAAAGGGCAAAACUCACGACAACGAGGUAGAGCCAUGUCUUCUUUACACGUAGAUACAGAGGAUGAAGCUGAUGUUGUUGGUAGAGCAUUGAUUGGAAUUGUGGACAUUGGUUCCAACGGAAUCAGGUUCAGUAUCUCGUCCAAGGCUCCCCACCACGCGAGAACUAUGCCAUGUGUUUUCAAAGAUCGUGUGGGAAUAUCGUUAUUCGAUGCCCAGUAUGCUGAGAACUCAAAGGAUAAGCGUCCUAUACCGACACAGGUCAUCAACGAGGUUUGUGCAGCAAUGAAAAGAUUCAGAUUAAUCUGUGAAGAUUUCGGUGUACAGGAGAGCGGUGUUAGAAUCGUCGCCACGGAGGCAACAAGAGAAGCUGUGAACUCCCAGGAGUUUAGAGACGCUAUAUAUGACACCACUGGGUGGGAAGUGGAACUCUUGAACAAAGAAGACGAGGGGAGAAUAGGCUCAUACGGUGUGGCUUCAUCAUUUGAUACAAUCUCGGGUUUGUUCAUGGACCUAGGAGGAGGCUCAACACAAAUUUCCUGGAUACAAUGUAUCAAUGGCGAAAUCAAGAUAAGCUCAAACCCAGUCUCCUUACCAUAUGGAGCUGCUGCUUUGACUAGAAGACUACAAUUUGAAGACAAAAAGGACCUGUAUUUUGAAAUUCAAAACGCAUACAGAGAGGCGUUUAAGAAGAUUGAUGUGCCACAACAACUGCUCGAAGAAGCUGAAAGAAAUGGUGGAUUCGAACUCUACUCAUGUGGUGGUGGACUAAGAGGUCUCGGGUAUGCCUUACUCUCUGAUAUCAAAGAUUACCCAAUCCCAACGAUUAUCAAUGGAUUCUCCUGUUCUUUCAACGAUUUCAUCAACGUUUCCAACUUCCUCUUUCUGAAAGACGGUCUACCCCAGAAGGACAUCUUCAGGGUCAGUGACCGCAGAAGAUCACAGCUUCCAGCUGUUGGACUUCUCGUUUCAGCGGCAUGUGACUCUUUACCAAAGAUUAAAACUGUUCAUUUCUCUGAAGGUGGUGUUAGGGAAGGUGUUCUAUAUUCUAUGUUACCACGUGAGAUCAGAGCCCAGGAUCCUUUGAUCAUUGCUUCAAGACCUUAUGCCCCUCUGCUUGCAGAUAAGUAUCUGGAACUCUUGAGAACUGCACUUCCUGAGAAAUAUGUUCCAAGAGAAGUACGUGAAAGAAUCGCACCAGCGCUAUGUAACCUUGCGUUUGUCCAUUGUUCUUAUCCAAAGGAACUACAACCAACAGCUGCACUCCAUGUUGCUACGACUGGUAUCAUUGCUGGAUCACAUGGAUUAUCACACAGAACAAGGGCACUUAUCGGGAUUGCCCUGUGCGAUCGUUGGGGUGGUGAUCUCCCGGAUAGCGAGGAGAGACAUAAAACUGCUCUCUGUGACUUGGUUAAACGUGAUGGAAGCAGAGUUGAGAUGGAACGUAUCGUUUGGUGGACUAAAUACUGUGGCACCUUGAUGUAUGUCAUUUGCGGUGUUCACCCUGGGGGUAACAUCAGAGAUGGUGUAUUCAACUUCAAGAUCGUCAAUGGUGAUAUGGAAGUUAAGAAUGAGGAUGAUAAGCGCAAGUUCGACGUUAUUGUCCAACUGUCAAAUGAUGAUAUCAAGACAAGUGCCUCUGUUCGAGGAAGAAUUCUCACUCUACAAAAGAAGAUUCGUAAAUUAUCAAGAGGCAGUUCUGAAAAGGUCAAGAUAGGCGUGGAAGUUUAUGACCAUUGUUGAAAUGGAUGCUUAUAACAAUACCCAAGGGGGAGAGGGCCUUUUAUUUCUUUUGUUGGCCUACCACUACACGUCUUAAUAAAUUUGUUUAUCAUCUACCAUUCC